UCUAACAAGCCACUUUGACAAUGAGCUUCUGAACACAUUGACUGGGCGUGCCCUAACCGAGUUCGGCAGGCAGUGGAACAUUUGCACCGCCAAAACAGGAAAACUGUCCUUCUUGACAGGCGACAGCGCGGCACAUCCAAGUCAACCCCUUUUUCGAGUUCCAUGCAUGGAAGAUGAUAAAGAAAUGAAAGCUCAAAUAGAAUCUGAAAAAACAGAAUAUAUUGAGAAGCUUCAAAGAGUCGACCGUGAAUUGGUAAAUUAUUUGGUACCAGUGGAACCCUUUGAUGAAAUCAAUGAUGUAAUAAUUGAGAUAAGAGCAGGAGUUGGUGGACAAGAAGCCAUGCUGUUUGCAAACAAUUUACUUGAAAUGUAUUGUGGCUAUGCUUCAUACAAAGGCUGGGAUCAUUACGUGGACGAUCUAUCAGUCUCGGAUUUGGGCGGCAUAAGAAGUGGCAGCAUAUCUGUGAGUGGAGGUGAUGCUUUGAAGCACUACUGCUACGAGGCUGGUGUACAUCGGGUGCAGCGAGUUCCUCUCACCGAGAAGUACGGCCGCAUUCACACCAGCGCCGUGUCUGUUUCUGUCAUGGCUCAGCCAUCAGAGGUAGAAGUGGAUCUACAUGAUAAAGACUUGAAAUUUGAAGCGAAACGAGCUUCAGGUCCCGGCGGGCAAAGUGUCAACAAAACCGACAGUGCGGUUAGGAUCACUCAUUUGCCAACAGGUAUUGCGGUUGAGUGUCAAACAGAAAGAUCACAAAUCAAAAACAAAUCGUAUGCUUUAAAAAAACUGCGAGCUAAGCUUUAUCAAAUUCAGGUUGAUGAACAAAUGAAAAACGUUUCAAGGACAAGGAAAUUCCAGAUGGGCUCUGGAGAUCGAUCUGAAAAGAUAAGAACGUACAAUUACCAACAAGACAGGAUCACUGAUCACAGGAUAGGGUACACAACUCAUUGUAUUGAAAUCUUCCUUUCGGGCUCGGAUGCUUUUGACAAAAUGAUUAAUGAGCUGAGAAAUGAAGCAAAGAAAGAAAGAAUAGUCGAAUUUAUUGAUUCCUUGAAGAAGCAGAAUUCUUAGUUUCCUCUUGUUAUAGUAAAAUUAAUGUUAAUAAAUUAUACCAUUAAAA
Molecule: messenger RNA, 1118 nt
Organism: Nilaparvata lugens (brown planthopper)
Lineage: Eukaryota; Metazoa; Arthropoda; Insecta; Hemiptera; Delphacidae
Product: peptide chain release factor 1-like, mitochondrial
Exons: 7
Coding region: 167-1069 (300 amino acids)
Biological process (GO): translational termination
Molecular function (GO): translation release factor activity
Source: RefSeq, a predicted model, not a curated record